GCAUUGUAAACCCACACGUCAACACAAUUUUUUGACAUUUCUCUUAUUUAAACGAAAAUUAAUUUCUUUUGUAUAAAACAUGUCUCAGUGUUGACUUUGCACACCUCCACAGUCCGCCGUCUCCCCAAUUCACCCACUGCCCCAAAAUGGCAAGUCCCCGAACCCGCCGCGUUUUGCAAGAACUCAAGCCCCACAACGAGAACGAUAAAUGCUUCGAAUGCGGCACGCACAACCCCCAGUGGGUCUCCGUCACCUACGGCAUAUGGAUCUGUCUCGAGUGCUCCGGCAAGCACCGGGGGCUGGGGGUGCACUUGUCUUUCGUCCGCUCGGUCACGAUGGACAAGUGGAAGGACAUAGAGUUGGAGAAAAUGAAAGUGGGGGGCAACCGGAACGCGCGAGUUUUUUUCGAAGCGCAGGACGAUUGGGACGAUCAUAUGAGCAUCCAGCAGAAGUACAACACGAAAGCGGCCGCUCUUUACCGAGACAAGAUCGCGGCUUUGGCUCAGGGGAAGGCCUGGGAUGAGAAAUCGUCACCGGCUCAGAACUACACAGGGAGUUUGAUUAGCAACACUAGUAGUUAUAAUAACACAAGUAGCAAUUCGUAUUCGAACGCCUCCACGUACCAGAACUCCGAGUCGUACCAAGGGGGCUAUCAGAACUACACCUCGCCCGAGUUCAAAGACCAGAAGGAGGCGUUUUUUGCGAAAAAACAGGCCGAGAAUGCGAAUCGAAGAGGGGAUUUACCGCCAAGUCAAGGGGGGAAGUACAGUGGUUUUGGGUACACGAUGGAGGCGCCCCCUCGUAGCCAAUCGCAGGAGUUCGUCGAUACGGCCAUGUCGUCUUUAGCUAGUGGUUGGUCCUUCUUGUCGUCUUCGGCGAGCAAGUUGGCGAGUAAAGCGACCGAAAAUGCCGUCAAAUAUGGCGGACUUGCCACACAGAAGGUAGUUGAUAUUAGCUCACAUGUAGGCGAAAAGGUAAAAGAGGGUUCUUUGUUAGAAGAUGUGGGAACACAAAUAACUAGCCUCACAAAUAAGAUGGGCGAGUUGGGUCGCAAGGGUUGGCGCGAAGUCUCUGGUAGUGGUAACGCAGGCGACUACCAUUCCGGUGGUUAUGGGCAAGUUGGUGGCGAAAACUACCAUUCACCUGGCGAGAAAUCCUCGUUGGUGAGCAGUGGCAAUGGUUACGUCCGGGACGAAGACUGGAGUUGUAGCAGUCAACAGGGUUCAAAGGCGUCUAGUCCCAAGUCGCCUGGCCAGAACUGGGACGGCAGUUGGGGUGGUUACCAGAGCGACCAUCAGGGCUACCAAUCCGACUCUAGGGACUUUUCCUCCCCCACGUCACCCACAGGCGCAAAAUCGAGCAAAAAAGAGAAGAAAACAAAAGAGAAGAAAGCCAACUGGGACGAUAAGUGGGGGGAUGACGAGCUGUGGGAAAGCCUCAACAAGUAAAAUUGUGACCAAUUAGACCAAUUAAUUAUUCGCAUCGUGGGUGUUCAUGACGUUGUUAUUUCAAUUUUUUAGCUCAAUGUUUACGGUUUAUUUACUUUAUUUUUAUCAUUCAAUGUUGUUACAUUAUAACUGUUGCUUAUACCGGUACCAAAAGUGAGAUUAUUUAUUUUUAACGGACUUAAACGACUUCCAGCUUGGUCACAACGCGCGAACAUGCAUUUAUUGUCCAGUUGUUGUUACUGUAAAUAUUCCUUGUAGCUAUAGGCUAUUAUUAACUGAAACAUUUAUGUAAAGUAUGAUUAAUUCGAAAUUUCAAGACAAAUAAACAUUAUUUUACUCA
Tribolium castaneum (red flour beetle) is the source of this 1788-nucleotide messenger RNA. It is a transcript of the gene ArfGAP1, whose product is annotated as ADP-ribosylation factor GTPase activating protein 1. Gene Ontology annotation, biological process: regulation of ARF protein signal transduction; regulation of endocytosis. Gene Ontology annotation, cellular component: Golgi membrane. The coding region runs from base 147 to 1448 and encodes 433 amino acids. The transcript has 7 exons. NCBI's taxonomy places the organism in Eukaryota, Metazoa, Arthropoda, Insecta, Coleoptera, Tenebrionidae. The record is from RefSeq and is a predicted model, not a curated record. Gene Ontology annotation, molecular function: GTPase activator activity.